Balaenoptera ricei (Rice's whale) is the source of this 1628-nucleotide messenger RNA. RefSeq names its product RNA binding motif protein 46 (gene RBM46). Lineage: Eukaryota; Metazoa; Chordata; Mammalia; Artiodactyla; Balaenopteridae. Gene Ontology annotation, molecular function: mRNA binding. Gene Ontology annotation, cellular component: nucleus. The record is from RefSeq and is a predicted model, not a curated record. The transcript has 5 exons. The coding region runs from base 27 to 1628 and encodes 533 amino acids.
CCCCAGGCCAACAAGGAGCUGCAACCAUGAAUGAAGAAAAUACAGAUGGAACAAAUGGAUACAGUAAAGUCCGAACUGGUACUCAGAAUGAAGCAGCAUUACUUGCUUUGAUGGAAAAGACUGGAUACAACAUGGUUCAAGAAAAUGGGCAAAGGAAGUUUGGUGGUCCGCCUCCAGGUUGGGAAGGUCCACCUCCACCUAGAGGCUGUGAAGUUUUUGUAGGAAAAAUACCUCGUGAUAUGUAUGAAGAUGAGUUAGUUCCUGUAUUUGAAAGAGCUGGGAAGAUAUAUGAAUUUCGACUUAUGAUGGAAUUUAGUGGUGAAAAUCGAGGUUAUGCUUUUGUGAUGUAUACUACAAAAGAAGAAGCCCAGUUAGCCAUCAGAAUUCUUAAUAAUUAUGAGAUUAGACCAGGGAAGUUUAUUGGUGUGUGCGUAAGCCUGGAUAAUUGCAGAUUAUUUAUUGGAGCUAUUCCAAAGGAAAAGAAGAAGGAAGAAAUCUUGGAUGAAAUGAAGAAAGUUACAGAAGGAGUUGUAGAUGUCAUUGUUUACCCAAGCGCAACUGAUAAGACAAAAAAUCGCGGUUUUGCAUUUGUUGAAUAUGAAUCUCACAGAGCUGCUGCUAUGGCUAGGCGAAAACUAAUUCCAGGAACCUUCCAACUGUGGGGCCAUACCAUUCAGGUAGAUUGGGCUGACCCAGAGAAAGAGGUUGAUGAGGAAACCAUGCAGAGAGUUAAAGUUCUCUAUGUACGAAAUUUAAUGAUCUCAACUACAGAGGAAACAAUUAAAGUAGAAUUCAGUAAAUUCAAACCUGGUGCAGUUGAACGAGUAAAGAAACUUAGAGAUUAUGCUUUUGUUCACUUUUUCAACCGAGAAGAUGCAGUGGCUGCUAUGUCUUUUAUGAAUGGAAAAUGCAUUGAUGGAGCAAGUAUUGAGGUAACACUGGCAAAACCUGUAAAUAAAGAAAACACUUGGAGACAGCAUCUUAAUGGUCAGAUUAGCCCCAAUUCAGAAAACCUGAUUGUGUUUGCUAACAAAGAAGAGAGCCACCCCAAAACUCUAGGCAAGCCACCAACUCUUCCAGCUCGUCUCAAUGGCCAGCAUAGCCCAAGCCCCCCUGAAAUUGAAAGAUGCACUUAUCCAUUUUUUCCUGGAACAAAGCUUACUCCAAUUAGUAUGUAUUCUUUAAAAUCCAGUCAUUUCAAUUCUGCAGUAAUGCAUUUGGAUUAUUACUGCAACAAAAAUAAUUGGGCACCACCAGAAUAUUAUUUAUAUUCAACAACAAGUCAAGAUGGGAAAGUACUCUUGGUAUAUAAAAUCAUUAUUCCUGCUAUUGCAAAUGGAUCCCAGAGUUACUUCAUGCCAGACAAACUCUGUACUACUCUGGAAGAUGCAAAGGAACUGGCAGCCCAGUUUACAUUACUUCAUUUGGACUACAAUUUCCGUCGCAGCUCAAUAAAUAGUCUUUCCCCUGUUAGUGCUACCCUCUCUUCUGGGCCUCCCAGCCUGCUUCCUUACACUUCAAGGCCUUAUUCUUAUCCAAGCUAUCCCUUGUCACCAACAGUAUCACUUGCUAAUGGCAGCCAUGUUGGACAGCGGCUAUAUAUCUCCAAUCAGGCCUCAUUCUUCUGA